AUCAACGGAUCUGUCCAGAUGGAGUGUGCGCUGCUGUACACCUUCCUGGAGGCAUCCAGGGACUGUAAGUUUAAGCAGCAGCUGCAGUCCCUGCAAAACCAUGGGAUUGUGUCUUGCCUGAAAGGCAGCUACUGCUAUGAUGAUGAGGCGGAACUCCAGACCGACGGCAAUCGGGGCGGCCGCAUGCAGAAUGGCGAGCCAGGAUUUGACCCUGAGGUGAAUGAAGCUGUCCGGAUCAUUGCUGCUCAGCUCGCUGAGAUUGGAGACCAGUUUGAUAAAGACAUCAAUGCCAGAGUAGUAAAUGAUCUAGUGCAGCACUUCCGGAAUGAGAAUCUGUCCAGAGAGGAGAUAACCCGGCACCUGUCGGGGGCAGUGGAAGAGCUCGCACAAGCCAUCCCCUCAGACAUGGAACUGGAGAAGGCCAAGCUGGUGCUAGCAAUGGUCUUGACUAAAAAAAUAGCAAAUACAAUGCCCUCUCUUCUACAUCAUGUCUUCAGCACUACUGUGAACUACAUCAACCAGCGGUUCCACAACUACGUUGUCAGAAUGCUGCACAGGUGA
This is a messenger RNA of Apaloderma vittatum (bar-tailed trogon), 561 nucleotides long. Its product is annotated as BH3-interacting domain death agonist-like. The record is from RefSeq and is a predicted model, not a curated record. Gene Ontology annotation, cellular component: cytoplasm; cytosol; mitochondrion. Lineage: Eukaryota; Metazoa; Chordata; Aves; Trogoniformes; Trogonidae. Gene Ontology annotation, biological process: positive regulation of extrinsic apoptotic signaling pathway; positive regulation of release of cytochrome c from mitochondria; positive regulation of intrinsic apoptotic signaling pathway. The transcript is spliced from 4 exons. The annotation marks the transcript as partial.